GUGCAAAGGGAAAGCAGGAAUUUGCAGUAAGCUCCCUGUAAUGCUCAUUUGCAUUGGCCUGUUGGGUACCUACAAUCCCCAGCACAGAUGUCGGCCUUCCCCCAAGCCAGGGCAGCUCUCCCGCCCGCACUCCCCACCUCCGAAAUAAAGGCUUUUGCCGUGACUGAGAGGUGUAAAAUAACUGUUUACAGCACAAGCUGCUCUUCUUUUUCACUGUGGUGCUGUCUUACAAAUGAACCUUGAAAUGAGCUCACCCAGAGCAGAUGCCCGUGGGCAAGCAAAGGGGCUCACCCUGAGUGGGCUGGGCACAGGCUGUGGCUGGGCACCGGGGCCUCCUCUGGCCUCCCCUCCCACCUGGCUGUCCCCUGAACCCAAAGCCUUGCCACCAGCUUGCAUCAUGGUCUCGUGGAGCAUCCCACUCACCCCAGACCUCGGCAGCAGCUCACAGGUUAAAGGAAGCAGAAGGGAAGGUGAAGCAGAAGCAGCAAGUGAAGGCCAAGUACGGAAGGGAGAGCGAGGAACAAGGUCCCACCACUACAGAGACUGGAGACACCUUUCCUGGUGGCACUGGGGGCUGGCCAGACUCUGGGACCACUAACAUGGGGGGCACACACAGUGCCCUAUAGCCAUGCCCACCCAAGGAGGGGUGCCAACAGGCACAGGACACACUUUUAGGAAUUUUUAGGUAAUUCUGCAUUUCCUGACACCUCUGCCAUGCUCAGUUGGGCCACGAGCCAAGGUGGUCUCAGGCUUCCCCCUGCUGCCCUGACUGCCUUGGUGCCUUUUUCUGCACAAGGUGCUGGUGGAGGGGUGUCUGGGGGCAGAUGGUGGACUUCUCUUCCUUACCAUUUAAGCCAAACCCAGCCAGAAGCUGUGUUCCCAGGUGACAUGCUUCCAGCCUGGAGCACCCUAGGAAACUGCCCAGACCUCCCUGUACUCUAGCCCACCCACUGCCUCCUCCAUACCAAGGUGCUGGAGUCAUGGAUGCCUCAGCUACACCUUUUAUAAAUACCAGCAACAAUCCACUUCCCAAGUGGGCUGGAAAAAUCUUGGAAAACCAAGAGAGUCUUCACUGGUGAUCAGCUGGGGCUGGCUAAUGUGAGAGACUCCAACACAGGGCAGUGGGACCUCCUUUACCUGUCUUUGCAGAGGACACACCUGAGAUAAGGGGCCCAUCCCUGCUCCCUUUACCUGGCACAAAGGACAAGUUAUUAACCUCACCCUCCCAGCCCUCCUCUCCCAGCACAACAACCACACCAGCUCAUCCCAGGCCUCUGCCAAGUAGUGCACUUAUAAAACCAGGUAGCUGCACCCCAGCUCUGUAUCUGACUGACAAACAGCCUCUGCCUGCCAGAUUCCAUGUCUGGGGACAUGUUUUCGUGAUGAGCCCAGGUGGCAGGGUGUGCAGACAUGCUGCAUGUUUGCAUUCACUCACAAGCAAACACACACACACCCACGCUGUGGUUAAGCAAGGGACAUGAAGUCCUCGCUUUUAUUACUGGGGUACAUCCCACCCUCGGCUUGAGUGGAGUGGGCUCUCCAGCCACAGCACUACAGUGGGAGCUAGAAAAUCCCACCAGUGAGUUGGGAGGGCUGACGGUGCCUCUGAGCCACCGUGGCCCCUUCCUCUCCACUUCAAUAAGGUGACACAUUCGACACCAAUCCAAAGGGCUUCACCUGCAGGACUCAACAGGACACUGCCAAAUCCUGCUCAUUAGCAAAGCAAACAUCACAAAGCAAAUGCACGGUCAAGAAAAACACCUUCAUACUCUCCCCCAAACCAGGCAGAAGUGAGGAAGUAUAGAAGUGCAUUCUCACUCCGCACCAAGACUCCUCCAAAGGCUUCUCUGCUCCCACACCAGCAUUCCAGAGGAGUGAACAGACAAGCCCCCUUCAGCAUGGCAGGGGGGAAAUCAAAGUAAAAAUCCCACAGGACUAACUCACCUCUGGGUUAGUUUGCAUCUGCAAUAACCUGUCAGUUUAAUAUUAAAUUCUACACGGCAGCCAAAAACUGGAAGAGUUACAUAUUUCCUACGUCCGCCCAUGUGCAACAGAGAACUCAGGUUCCCAAGAGGUAAAUAAUGUUCCCAUGUUUGCCCUAGAGGAUUUCUGUGAUGGAAACAACCAGCUGUCAACAGUUUUUAAUCGAUCAUCCUUUCCUUGUAAUAAUAAUCCCUGGGAGCGGGAACUCCUAGCUGAAGUACUCUAUUAUUAAAUUAAGAGGCUGUUUCAAAGAUGUGAAAUGGCUGGGGUCAGGUUAAGUAGGUGAAACCAGGCAUCACUUCAAGGAAACAGAGGGGGAAAAGAUGAGUAGAAGGCAUUUUCCCAGGUGUAACUCAACCGCUUCCCGGCUAUUGUUUCCCUCCCUGGGAAUCUGUGCAAAUUGAACGAGGAGCCGUGCAAGCUGCUCAGAGCGCGCCCAUUUUCCUUCCCUUCUUCCCUAACAAAAGAUCCCUCCAAAGCCCAGCGUCGGAGGCCGGACAUCUGUCGCCGUUUGGGGGGGCUGGCGUGCUCAUUGAAAAGAAGCAGUGACCUGUCAGCUUUGAUUGAUGGCCACAAACCUCCGGGCUCGACCCCUCGUGUGGGAAAAGUAGUCCCGCCAAGGACAGUUCCCUUUCACAUGCUAAUUCGGGGUUAUAAAUACAGCAGAGGAGCGGCGGAGCAGCAAAGAGCCCGACUGGAAACGGAGCGACCCACUGCCCGAGUGCCUCCUUCCCACCCCGUGCCUGGAUUAGAAUGACUGCCACAGCCACCCCGGGCAGCACCCACAAGCUCGCCAGCACCAAGGAGGAGAGGAAGUUAAGGAAACCCCUCAUUGAGCGGAAGCGAAGGGAAAGGAUUAAUAACUGCUUAGACCAGCUGAAGGAGACAGUUGUGGGAGCAUUUCACCUGGAUCAGUCUAAACUGGAAAAAGCAGACAUCCUUGAAAUGACAGUGAAGCACCUCCAGAACAUCCAGAGCAGCAAGAUGAUGGCUGACUCCAAAGUGGGUCUGGAAGCCCAGCAGAGGUACAGCACUGGGUACAUUCAGUGCAUGCACGAGGUGCACAACCUCCUUCUCACCUGUGAGUGGAUGGACAAGAGCCUUGGGGCGCGCCUGCUAAACCACCUGCUGAAAUCCUUGCCCAGGUCUGGUGAAGAUACCUGCAAAGCAGCACUGAGGUCUUCCAGCCCAUCUCAACAGCCUCUCUUGACGCCCAAAGGUCCCCUGAGCCCUAAGGGGAGCAAUCGGGGCACAAACCUGGCACAGGAGCGCUUCUACUCUGCAGAGAACAAGCAGGCUUCCAAAAAUUCCUUCCAGGUGCCGCUGCUGUCGGUUUUCAACCAGGUUGAUGCUGCGCCUCCCAGACAGGUUCUGCAGCCAAAUUUUUCCCAUAACAACCCUAGAAUGGGGUCAUUAGAUAUGUGGAGACCAUGGUAAAGCGUGUUUUCAAUUUUUAUCCUAACCUUAGACACUCUUACGUAUGUAUCUUAUAGAUAUGUUUCUUUAAAACACUUGUGGAGCAAGUCUGUUCCUGUAGGUGUACUAAAGACCAGGGUACUUCAAGCCGAAGUAAACCUAUG
Lepidothrix coronata (blue-crowned manakin) is the source of this 3563-nucleotide messenger RNA. RefSeq names its product transcription cofactor HES-6-like. Gene Ontology annotation, cellular component: nucleus. The record is from RefSeq and is a predicted model, not a curated record. NCBI's taxonomy places the organism in Eukaryota, Metazoa, Chordata, Aves, Passeriformes, Pipridae. Gene Ontology annotation, molecular function: DNA-binding transcription factor activity, RNA polymerase II-specific; protein dimerization activity; RNA polymerase II cis-regulatory region sequence-specific DNA binding. Bases 2737 to 3420 code for a protein of 227 amino acids. Gene Ontology annotation, biological process: regulation of transcription by RNA polymerase II; regulation of neurogenesis; anterior/posterior pattern specification. The transcript is spliced from 4 exons.